GUCAUCCACUGCGGAGGGGAGCGUUCUUUCAUUUUCCAGGGAAACAGACUCAGGUGGGACGCCGGGCUGUCGGGUUUGAAAUUCCCGCUUUCCAAAAUUAUAAAUCGCACCCCUUUACUUCAUCAACGAUGUCGGGAAUACAUGGAAAGUAAACAUACAGGGGUGUGCUGAUUCCAGCAUGCUAUAGUAGGUAAAAUCCACCACAGGGACAUGUUCUACUGAAGAGGCAGCUGAAGACCACGAUGGCCUUACAGUUUGAUUCUGGUGCUUUUGACGGAGGGCUUGGUGCUCCCCUGGGUAUGGGGGCCUCCGUUGGCAUGGGGGACCUGUCGGGUGCAUACGCUGCUGCACUGCCCAGACUUGCCUCAGAGACGGAGCUGCAGAAGAUGCUGACAGAUGAGAAGAUGAGGAGUGAACAACACAAGACAAACUAUGAGACACUAAAGGCAGAACACACAAGGCUGCAGGAUGAGCACAUCCUGCUGCAGGAAGAGCUGCGUGGGCUGCGGGAGACACACAGCAGCACCCACGCCGAGUGUCAGACUCUGAUUGCACAGGCUCGUCUCGAGGUGUCCCAGAAGAUAGCACAGAUAGAGGAGCUCAAGUCACAGAUCAUGACCUCCCAGAGACUGGAGAUGAUCCGUGUGGAGGUUCGGGAGGAGGUGGAGGGUCCGUACAGGGAGCGCAUCACCAAACUGGACGAGGAAGUGGACAAGCUGCGGACAGAGAUGAACCAGCUGCGGUACGAACACUCCUUCCUGAAGUCAGAGUACGAACAUCAGCAGACGGAACACAAACGCAUCAUAGAAGAGACAACACUGAAGUAUGAAGCAGAGAUCAUGGACCUGCGGAAGGACCGUGAGGCCAUCCUGGCCCGCCAGCAGGAGGAGGAGGACCACGACUCCCAGCGGGUUCGGACGCUUCAGAAGGAGAACGCUCAACUACAUCUCAAGGUCAAAGGUCUGCUGACCGAGUUGGAAGAAAUCCGAGCCCAGCGCGAGUCGUCCGGGAUGCAGUCUGACCACGUGUCCAGACUUCAGGCCAAACAGCUGGCCGAGACCACAGCUUCUCUUAGGGCUGCAGAGAGUGAGAAGCAGUCCCUGAAGAUGCGGUGUGAGCGGCUGCAGCAGGAGCUGGAUGCUGGGCUGGACCAGCAGAGUAAGCUGUCCUCCCAGCUGGGCGAUGUGCAGAGGGAACACAUGGCCAUCCGACACAAGUACGACGAGGUCUCACACAAGCACAAACUGGAGGUGACAAAUAUGAAGAUGGAGACGGUGAAGAGAACAGGAGAACUGGAGAGAGAACGGGACCAGCUUAGAAGCGAGGCAGAGGGUAUCCGCACCCAGCUGGAGGUGCUUCAGCAGACGAUCGACCGGCAGAGCGCGGAGCUGUCCGACAAGGAGAGGGAGAUGGUGAGGAGGGUGCAGGCUGCUCGUGAUGAGGAGAGCGAGAAACUCAUCAAGCUGCAGACUGAACAGAUGGAGAUGGACGCUAAGAUGGCUGAGAUGGAGAGGCAGCGGCUGGAAGAUGAGUCCACCAAGAUGGCGGAACGGGAGCGAGCGGAGGAGAGGGUGAAUGAAGCCAUGAGGAGGAAAGAUGCUGCAGAAAGAGAAGUGCAAGAACUCAAGGGUAGGGUGCAACAGCAACAAUCCAUCCAGAGGGAGGUGGAAACAGAACGAGCGAACAACUCAGAGCUGCGACAGAGACUUCAGGAGGCUCAGGCACAACUCAGGAACAUGUCCGGGGCAGAGAAUGACCUGGCCACAGAGAACCGCUCACUCAAACAGGCGGUGGACAGGCUGAAAGAUGAGCUGCGGGCAGCACGUGAGGCAGCGGACAAAGCGCAGACGGAGGCGACCAAAGGAGUGAACGAGAAGCGGCUGGCGUGGCUGGAGGAGCGGCAGGCGCUGGAGAGGCGAGUGGAGGAUCUAGAGAGGGAACUCCAGGCUCAGAGUCAGAAACUGGACCAGUCUGUGCAGUACCAGAGAAAGCUGAAGAAGAACUGCUCCCGAGUUGUGCAGAAAUUAAAGAGCAGGCUGAAGAUUGUAGAUGCCAGACGGGAGGAGGCUGUUUUGGAGAGAGAUAAACUCAAGGGCAACGUCCCGGCAGAGAUGUACAACCGCCUGAAGAAACAGUUCCGCGACUUCAUCCGGAAACACAAGGAGUUCAGCAUGAUUGUGGCGGGUACCGGCGGGCUGCACGAGAUAUCUAUCGGAGGCCUGUCGUUUGCCUCGGCCACGCUCCCACUGGACACAUCUCUGCCUUACGUGAGUUUUAUCGAACAGGAAAGACAGCACCAUAAGGAGCUAUCCAUGGUGCGGCAGCGGCUGGACGAGCUGGACGACCUGCAGAAGCAGCAGAUGGACGUGCUGACCGGUCAGGGGCCGCCGCCGCACGAGAGGAGCGACGAGGACGAGGAGAAGAAGGACGGGGAGCGCGCCUUCAUCGACAAUCUCGACCUGUAGGGCAGGGUUGUAGCCAGCACCUGUCCUUCCAUCCUUUGAUGGAAUUUUGCAGAUGGGAACAGACAUAAAUUUUGCCCAUUCCAUCCUCUAUGAUGAACAAAAUUCAAUAUGUAAAGAUAUAAUAAACUGUCUCCCUUGUGUAAGUUUUCACCAAGACAGAUGCCGUUGAACAGCUUAGUCUACCAGCAAAAGUUACACCUCAAAAUGCAGGAAAGAGCAAUUUAGAUGGUCUAUAUUUCAAAAAGAUUCAAAAUCAAAGGGACGGAAAAUAAUUUCAGGCUGACUACAACCCUGCUAUAGGGUCUCUGCAAUAUGGUUAUGUCACAAUGCAAGCUUCAUGCGGAGGCAGUGUUUGCAAUUAAGAGUGUUUAUUUUUUUGUAUCCCAUUUAUGUACAAUUGUGCUUUGGAUGUACAUAGCAAAUGAAAAUCUUUGGUUUAUUCCUUCCUGCAGUUAAGUAUUCUAUGUGUUCAGGCUGUGUGUUUAUGUAGCAUUGUGCAAAACAUUCUAUGAUCAUGGUAAAAAAGGCACUGUUAACUCUAACGGCACUUGUUUGUAUCCUGUUGUAGUACUAUGUACAUGUAUGCAUUCCCAGCACAGUAUAAUGUGCCUGAUAGUUUGCAUUCUUUGUGUUACACAGAUUUAGCUAACAUGGUGCUAACGAAUACUUAACAUUAUCAUAAGUGUGAGGUAGGGAAGGGAGAUACAUGUAACUUGUUAUGUUGGGUUGGCUGUUAUAGCAUUCAGAUUUGUGAUACCAAAGUACUGAUACUUUACUUGUUUUAUUUAAUCUAGUGGUUAUUUUACAGCAUACCAACCAACCGAAAAAGAUGUUUUAGAUAGAGAUUAUACAUGUACAUGGUUUUAGAUAUACAGUACAUGGUUGUCUUCUGAAUACAUACAAUGGACAUUACUAUAUGUUGUUUAUGUGGUGUAUGAUCAGGACUUAUUGUUGUAUCAUGAUGGGUUUUGAGCCACAACCUGUGAAGAUUACAUAGUACACAAUUUUCACAAGGACACAUGAAAACAAGUGGUUCUUCACUAAUCCCAUUGGCUGCAGACCCUACAGUACAUUCCUUUAUGUGGUGUAUUAUAUACUUUGUGUUGUAUUUAUAUGAUAUGGCAGCUAGGAAACAUUAACAGUUAAGUGUGAUAUAUCUGUGUACUGUCUGUAACAAGAUGGUGAAAUGGUUUGAGUUUUACACAACUGUAAACUAAUGAAUUGUUAUAUAUGGUCAAACUUGUCCAAGACGACCACUCUUGGAAACUUUGUUACAUUUCCCAGGUGGUCCUUUUGCAGAGGUUGUUACUUGUACAGGUUUGACUCUAGCUAAGCAGUCAAGAAGAGAUCUCAUCAAGAAUUUUUUUCUCAUCUUUUCCAUAUUUUUCUCAGUGUUUGAUGGGCCCUUCUUGACAAUAUGGGGACACACAGUAUUGUGUUAUUCAUGUACAAUUGUUAGCGAUUAUUGGACUGCCUUCGUAUAGGGAAGUACAGGAAUAUAGAUAUUAAGGACACAGAAUGUGUGUUUGGAGCCACACAGUAUCUAUGCAACUCACAUACAUGUAUGUGUUGUGUGCACAUAUAUCAUUCCAUGUUCACUGCUGUCAAAGUCAGGCACUGGUUGUUUAGGAGUAUAACAUACUCAUUUUAUGAUGAUCACAGAUAGGACACAACUUUAGAUAAGAUGUAGAUUGUGCAAAAUUAAUACAAAAAUAUGACUUCCACAAGUCAAUGUGAUAUAGGUAUUUUGUAAUGAAAUCUAUUGCCUCAGACAACCACCAUUUUACGAUAUCUUAUCAAGCCAUACUUUCUUUAUCUAACGUUAGUCCUUCCCUUUGGGUUGUACGUUACAAGAUGAUGAUGUUGUAUUGUGAUACAGUUCUAGCACUAAGUCCAUUCCAUAAAGGGCAGAGAUUUGGUACAUGUAUAAAACUUUUCUGAACACCAUGUUCACUGUCUUGGUACAGAUUAUGGAUACUAAGACAUAUUUUUUACUAAUGGUCGUUGCCCAUAAAACAUUCUACUGUUAUACAUUUUUAGGUAAUGUGAACAGAAGAUAACAUUAUGGCCAUGUUCUUUUUUUUAUCACACCAACUGAUACUCCUGACAGUUACUCUGCACCCUAUAAACUAUUAAGUAAUGAUGGGUGUGAUAGUGUUGUGCCAAUUGUUUCUUACCCUUUUUUAUGUACCUAAGAUUUGGUUUAGAUAGCACUGGUACAACUCAGGUGUGUUGUCACCUAAUAUGGGGUGUUUUUUUUACAUUAAUACCAGUACUGUCAUGUGAUGUAACAUUGUAUGUUUGUAUGUAUGUAAUGUUCUAAUCAGGUGCUGAUUUGUAUGUAUUUCAUUACCAAAGACAUUAUUAAAACUAUCUGUCCACUGCA
Messenger RNA from Branchiostoma floridae (Florida lancelet), 4851 nucleotides. RefSeq names its product centrosomal protein of 83 kDa-like. The transcript has 17 exons. Bases 243 to 2465 code for a protein of 740 amino acids. The record is from RefSeq and is a predicted model, not a curated record. NCBI's taxonomy places the organism in Eukaryota, Metazoa, Chordata, Leptocardii, Amphioxiformes, Branchiostomatidae. Gene Ontology annotation, cellular component: centrosome.